Molecule: messenger RNA, 290 nt
Organism: Racocetra persica
Lineage: Eukaryota; Fungi; Glomeromycota; Glomeromycetes; Diversisporales; Gigasporaceae
Source: the annotation of a GenBank genome assembly
UUAUUCAUUGUUAAGUGCAAAUGAAGCGGUAUUGCAAGUGGCUACAGAGCUUUUAUUGCCAAAUAACAGGAUUCCUGAAUUGUGUUUAUUGAUAGAUAAUACCAAACAAAAAGGAGGUGGAAAGCUCAGAUUUGUGGAUAUGAUGUUCGGUAAUAUUAACCAUUCAAUAAUUGAAUUAAAAUAUGUUAAUCUUUUGGGAUUAAUGAGAGCACUUGACAACAAUUGGAAUAUAUUUCCACGUACAAAUGAUUUAGCGAAUUUUGAUAAAUGUAUUGAGAAUAAGAGUGAAA